Aspergillus tubingensis is the source of this 396-nucleotide messenger RNA. RefSeq lists its product as uncharacterized. The record is from RefSeq and is a predicted model, not a curated record. Bases 1 to 396 code for a protein of 131 amino acids. The transcript has 2 exons. NCBI's taxonomy places the organism in Eukaryota, Fungi, Ascomycota, Eurotiomycetes, Eurotiales, Aspergillaceae.
AUGUCCCGAUUGAGUUUCUGUGGUUCCAGCCCAGGUUCCAUCCCGGCUUCAGAAAUGCUUCGCGAUUCUUCGAUUCUUUCACACAGAAAGCUUGUUGCAAAACUGUGGCUACGCAACAAUCCACUGAUGAGCCACGGUCGCAGAUGUGCCCCUCAACCAGUGCAUGAUGCUGACAUGCCGCACAUUGCCAGGCACACCCCAACAAGAGAGUCAGUCAGUCUGGUUGGCGACCUUGGACGCGUACGCGACGAGGUGGCCUUCCUGAAGAUCAGCGAUCUCGCGGUGAUGUUGUUGGCUGAAGAGAAAAUGCUAGAUCUCAGCGCGGGACGGGCAGUGACCCGAUCAAAGCCCACCAGGAUCUUCACAACCCUUACUACGAUGGUUCAUGCGAGUUAA